CAAGAGCAACGAAGAGAGACAGAGAUAUAAAUAGAGAGAGUUUGCAGCUUGUUGGACAGUACGUAUUAGUCAUUGUGGUGCUGUUUUAUCUGACUUCGUAUGUUCGUUGUUAUCUUCGUUUCCGGACAAGCGAGACAGAUCCACAGAACUGCAGUGUACAUAUAGAUCGACGGAGUAAAGAAACAAUAAAAGCUAGUUUGUGCGACGAGGAAAGGUUGGAAAAUGUGCAUUGUGUUUGUGGCGUUUUGGCCGAGUCCUGAAGCGGGACAGAACUCGGGAUAUCGUCUUGUGCUGGCUUCAAACAGAGAUGAGGAGUUCGGCAGACCUGCAAAAUGUGCUCAUGCCUGGAAUGACGGCUCUGGAGUGGUGGCAGGCAUGGACAUGACUCCUGGAAAGGAGGGAGGAACGUGGAUCGGCGUGAACGAACGAAACGGCCGAUUUGGCGUUAUCACCAACGUUCGUCAGUCGCUGGCGGACAUCAGGCCAGAUGCCAGGGGCAGAGGAUGCUUGGUGGCUGACUUCCUCCGCAGUGAGCAAACUCCGCUUGAAUACUGUACCAUGCUGUCGGAAAGGGCGGCGGAAUUCAACGCGUUCAACAUCCUGCUGGGUGAUAUGAGCACUGGCUGCCUGUGUUACUAUGGCAACAGAACUGGCGAAUCACCGCGCAGUCUUGCGCCAGGCAUCUAUGGGCUGUCCAAUGCUUUCCUUGACACACCCUGGAAGAAAGUUGUUGCUGGCAAGGAAUGUUUCUCGUCACUUCUGCAAACUGCUCGUGUAGAUGGCAUGGCUGAGGAUGAGUUGCAACAACGCUUGUUUGGCCUGCUUUCUGAUAAAACAAAACACUGGCCUGACCCGUUGAUGCAGGCAGAUGACCUUCCAGAGGAGUGGCUGCGUGACCUGAGUAGCGUCUGUGUGGGCUGUGAUUCGGUUGCCUAUGGCACACGCGCCAAGUCUAUCAUAGUUGUGACUGAUGACAAUCAAAUGCUGUUCAAGGAGACGGCCAUGCAGUCGCCCAUACAGCCUGGCCAGGAGCCCGUUUGGCAGACGUCCGAGUUCCGCUUUCCCGUCCCUGAAUCGCACCCGGAGCGGUCAGCUCGUCUUUAGUUUAGAGUUAAAGGGGAAGUUAAGGCAAAAAUUAAAAUU
Molecule: messenger RNA, 1143 nt
Organism: Sycon ciliatum
Lineage: Eukaryota; Metazoa; Porifera; Calcarea; Leucosolenida; Sycettidae
Product: transport and Golgi organization 2 homolog
Exons: 7
Coding region: 223-1104 (293 amino acids)
Biological process (GO): protein secretion; Golgi organization
Cellular component (GO): Golgi apparatus
Source: RefSeq, a predicted model, not a curated record